This is a messenger RNA of Cloeon dipterum, 2079 nucleotides long. Its product is annotated as putative ankyrin repeat protein RF_0381. Gene Ontology annotation, cellular component: ciliary inversin compartment. Gene Ontology annotation, biological process: protein localization to ciliary inversin compartment. Lineage: Eukaryota; Metazoa; Arthropoda; Insecta; Ephemeroptera; Baetidae. Bases 1 to 2079 code for a protein of 692 amino acids. The transcript has 3 exons. Gene Ontology annotation, molecular function: protein binding. The record is from RefSeq and is a predicted model, not a curated record.
AUGGUCGCAGCCCGGGAUAAAGAUCUGAAGACCUGCAAGAGGCUGGUGAACGAAGGCGCAGAUCCAAAAGAAGUUUCAGAUUGCGGCCUGACGCUGCUUCACUUCGCCGCAAUAAACCAGGAUCACGGAGUGGACAUCUACUCCUACUUCUACAACCUCAUUCUUGACCGUGAGGACGUCGACGGCGAAGAACCCAUCCACUACGCCCUGAGGAAGGGCGACUACAACUUCGCCGUAGAAAUGCUCAGGUUGCGGAAAGCGGGAGCAGACAACUUGCUGCAUUACUUCGUGAUGCACAACAAUCUGGACUUCGCCAAAUUGGUGUUGGAGAGGGACCCCGAUUUAAUCCGCUUCGUCGACAAUCGCAGGAAAACCCUGCUGCACUUCGCGGCCCAGUACGCCAACAGGUCGAUGUGCGAGUGGCUCGUCGGGCAGAAGCUGGCCCCAGACGCCCAGAGCGACCGGGGAUCCACGCCAAUGCACUUCGCCAUGAGAAACAGACAGCACGGCGCAGAUCUCGCGUCAUUCUUCGCCUCCAAGGUGCCGAAAUGGAACAAGACGAACAAGCAUGGUCUGACGCCUCUGCAUUGGGCCCUCCAGUACGAGAACCUCGAAGCUGCCACGCGGCUGCUCGAUUUGGGCUGCAGUAUUCGGAUCAUAACGAAAGACAUGAUGAACCUUUUGCACUUUUGCGCCGCGAAGAAUAAACUGAAGAGUGCCAAACUGGUGCACCGCUGGAACGGAAAUCUGAUCUGGAACAGCUGCCUGGACGGGAUGACCGCCCUCCACUUCGCGGCCAGAAAUGGUGACGUGGAGUUCUGCAAGUGGCUCAUUGUCUCGGGUGUCGACAUUUUCAAACUUGACAAUCAAGGUCGCUCGGCACUCGAUUACGUGAAUAAAGACAACGAAGAACUGCAGGAGGGUUUAGCAGAAGAAAUGAAGGUGCAAGAAUCUUACUGUGCAAAUUUUGUUUUGGCGCUGAAAUCCUGGAAAUUUGUCCCUUACAUAGGAAAGAAAAUACCAAAAAUUUUAAAAGAAAUGGAGUUAUUUGGAGUUGCCGACACUGCCAAUUUCAUGGCGAAAAUAAAUGACCCGGAGUUGACCCCCUUGAUGGUCGCGGCCAAGAAUAACAAUCUGAAAACGUGCAUGAAGCUCGUGCACGAAGGCGAAAACCCAAAACAACACACCGCGUACGGCCUGACGCUGCUCCACUUCGCCGCAAUAAACGAGGAUCACGGCGUGAACAUCUACGCCUACUUCUACAACAUCGUGAAGGACGGCAGAGCAGACGUUGACGGCGAGGAACCCAUCCACUACGCCCUGAGGAAGGCCAACUUCGACUUCGCAGAAGCAAUGCUCAGUUUGAGGUACGACGAACAGAGAAACUUGCUUUUGUACAUGGUUGUGCUCGAUAAUCUCGAGUUCGUCAAAUUGUUGUACAACUGGGACUCGAGUCUGUUAGACAUUUCCGAUGAUGGUCAUCACGGGAAAAACCUGCUGCACUUCGCUGCCCAGUAUGGCAGCAGGGCGAUGUGCGAGUGGCUCGUCAGGAAGAAAUUUUCUCCGGAUUCCAAGAGCGACAAGGGUUCGACGCCUCUGCAUUUCGCCAUGAGAAAUAAAAGGCACGCAGAGGACCUUGUCCUUUUCUUCACCAGCAAGGUCGUAAAUUGGGACGUCAGGAACAAGAAAGGGCAGACUCCACUGCACUGGGCCCUCCAGCACCAGAAAAUCGGAGCAGCCAGGCGGUUGAUCGAUUUGGGCGCCAAUUUAAUGAUCAGGGUAAAAGGGAUGCAGAAUUUUAUGCACUUUUGCGCCGAGAAGAAUAAACUGGAGAGUGCCAAACUGUUGCACCGCUGGAACGGAAAUCUGAUCGGGGACAGCUUCCUCGACGGGUUGACCGCCCUCCACCUCGCGGUCAAAAAUGACGACGUGGAGUUCUGCGAGUGGCUCAUCGAGGCGGGCGUCGACGUUCAAAUGCUGGACAACCAACACCGUUCAGCGCUCGAUUACGUGAAAGAUAAUACAAAAUUGAAGAACUUGUUAUCAGCAGCAAUGAAUAAAGGAACAGAAACUGAUUAA